CAGCCGCAAGUUGGAGGGCAUUGCUGUGUAAUCAGAAUGAAGUUCGAAUUGUUCUUACGGACUUUGCAGUUCUGCCUAUGUAUCGCUGUUGCGUUUUGCGGCGCGGACACAAGUGAAAGUAUCCUCUCUCUGAACGGAGAUGGCGAGAGCGCGUACCCCAUCGUUAUGUGGCACGGCCUGGGCGAUUCCUGCUGCAAUCCUCUGAGCUUGGGCGGAUUCAAGAAUUUCCUCGAACAGUCGAUCCCCGGCGUGUAUGUGAACUCGUUGCGGAUCGGCACCAACAUGAUCAGCGAAAUCGGUAACAGCUACUUCAUGAACAUCAACGAACAGGUCGAGGAGGCUUGCAAGAUCAUCGCGAACGACUCGAAACUUUCCGGGGGAUACAACGGGCUCGGCUUUUCCCAGGGCGGCCAGUUCCUAAGGGCACUGGCGCAAAGGUGUCCCGAGCCGCCCAUGCGGAACCUCGUCUCUCUCGGAGGGCAGCACCAGGGCGUCUUCGGGCUUCCGAGGUGUCCCGGAGAGAGUUCGGAGCUCUGCGAGUACGCCAGGAAGCUUCUGAACCUGGGCGCCUACUGGGACGUCGUUCAAGACCACCUGGUCCCUGCUCAGUACUGGCAGGACCCGUUCGACCGACAAACGUACAUUGCCAAGAGUCUCUUCCUCGCUGACAUCAACAACGAGCGCGUCAAGAAUGAGACGUAUAAGGACAACCUGCUCAAGUUGAAAAAUCUCGUGCUCGUCAUGUUUGAGAAUGACACGGUGGUUGAUCCCAAGGCAACCAGCUGGUUCGGCUACUACGCCGAGCGCGACGACAAGACGAUAGUGCCUCUGCAAAACCAGAAGAUCUACACGGAGGACUGGAUUGGCCUCAAGGAGCUUGAUCAAAGCGGCAGACUUCACUUCUUGUCCACGCUUGGCGACCACCUUCAGUUCAAGGAAGAGUGGUUCACAGAGAACAUAAUUAAGCAAUACUUGCUGUGAGCUUGGACUUAUUUUUUCUCUCUCUCA
Molecule: messenger RNA, 1008 nt
Organism: Rhipicephalus sanguineus (brown dog tick)
Lineage: Eukaryota; Metazoa; Arthropoda; Arachnida; Ixodida; Ixodidae
Product: palmitoyl-protein thioesterase 1
Exons: 1
Coding region: 37-981 (314 amino acids)
Biological process (GO): receptor-mediated endocytosis; protein depalmitoylation
Cellular component (GO): lysosome
Molecular function (GO): palmitoyl-(protein) hydrolase activity
Source: RefSeq, a predicted model, not a curated record